Messenger RNA from Meloidogyne enterolobii, 218 nucleotides. The record is from the annotation of a GenBank genome assembly. Lineage: Eukaryota; Metazoa; Nematoda; Chromadorea; Rhabditida; Meloidogynidae.
UUUCUCUCCACUGACCAUGUUUACUUUUCUCUUUUCUUUUCCUGCUACUGAACAUUUUGAAUUCUUCACGCCGCUGACCCUUUUACCUUCUUUUUUUCUUAAGCGUUGCCUAAUUUGCCAGAUAGAUACUCUAGCGCACAAUAUUUUUCUUCCGACGCUUGCCCUCUUUUCAACUGAGUAAACCACUGUGCAUACGACAACUAGAUUUAUUGCGACAA